AUUCUGAAGACAAUCCCCAGACACUACUGUUUUCUGCAACUUGCCCACAUUGGGUCUAUGAUGUGGCUAAGAAAUACAUGAAGUCUAGAUAUGAACAGAUUGACCUUAUUGGGAAAAGAACUCAAAAGGCUGCUACAACAGUAGAACAUUUGGCAAUAGAGUGUCACUGGUCUCAGAGAGCUGCUGUUAUUGGAGAUGUCAUUCAGGUCUACAGUGGCAGCCAUGGGAGGACCAUUGUCUUUUGUGAGACCAAAAAGGAGGCAAAUGAACUGGCCCUGAAUGCUUCAAUCAAACAGGAUUGCCAGUCAUUGCAUGGUGACAUUCCUCAGAAGCAAAGAGAGAUCACACUGAAAGGUUUUAGAAAUGGUUCAUUUAAAGUUCUGGUUGCAACCAAUGUUGCUGCCCGUGGUUUAGAUAUCCCUGAAGUUGACCUCGUUGUACAAAGUUCACCACCAAAGGAUGUGGAGUCCUACAUCCAUCGUUCUGGACGCACGGGCCGAGCUGGACGGACUGGGAUCUGCAUCUGUUUUUACCAGCGAAAAGAAGAACAUCAAUUAAGAUACGUGGAACAAAAAGCGGGCAUUACAUUCAAGCGUGUUGGCGUUCCUACUGCAACAGAUAUAAUAAAAGCUUCCAGCAAAGAUGCCAUCAGGUGUCUAGAUUCUGUUCCUCAGAGGGCUAUUGAGUAUUUCAAAGAAUCUGCUCGAUUCCUAAUACAAGAAAAGGGACCAGUGAAUGCUCUGGCUGCAGCCCUAGCCCAUAUUUCAGGUGCUACUUCCAUUGAACAGCGUUCCCUGCUGAACUCGGAUGCGGGAUUUGUUACAAUGAUACUGCGCUGCUCUGAAGAAAUAAACAACAUGAGCUACGCUUGGCGAAGACUGCGAGAACUGUUGGGUGACGAUGUGGACAGGAAGGUGAACAGAAUGUGUUUCCUCAAGGGGAAAAUGGGUGUGUGCUUUGAUAUUCCUGCAGCAGACCAAAAGGAAAUAGAGGCAAGAUGGGAAGACUCAAAACAGUGGCGUUUGUGUGUGGCAACUGAGUUACCUGAGUUAGUAGAAUCACAACGAGGAGGAGGAGGAGGUGAAGGAAGAAAUGGCCGAAGCUUUUCAAGUUCCAGGAGCGGACGCCGUGGUGGCUCUGGCAGAAACAGAUUCAGAAGCAGAGGUCAGAAACGAAGUUUUGGCAGAGCAUUUGAUCAUUAACUUCAACA
Messenger RNA from Merops nubicus (carmine bee-eater), 1210 nucleotides. RefSeq names its product nucleolar RNA helicase 2-like. The record is from RefSeq and is a predicted model, not a curated record. The annotation marks the transcript as partial. Lineage: Eukaryota; Metazoa; Chordata; Aves; Coraciiformes; Meropidae. Gene Ontology annotation, molecular function: ATP binding; RNA helicase activity; RNA binding. The transcript has 9 exons.